Messenger RNA from Galeopterus variegatus (Sunda flying lemur), 1844 nucleotides. RefSeq names its product phenylalanine hydroxylase (gene PAH). Gene Ontology annotation, biological process: L-phenylalanine catabolic process; L-tyrosine biosynthetic process. The coding region runs from base 103 to 1200 and encodes 365 amino acids. NCBI's taxonomy places the organism in Eukaryota, Metazoa, Chordata, Mammalia, Dermoptera, Cynocephalidae. The transcript has 11 exons. Gene Ontology annotation, molecular function: iron ion binding; phenylalanine 4-monooxygenase activity. The record is from RefSeq and is a predicted model, not a curated record.
UUCUUCUAGGAGAAUGAUAUAAACCUGACUCACAUUGAAUCCAGACCUUCUCGUUUAAAGAAAGAUGAGUAUGAAUUUUUUACCUAUCUGGAUAAACGUAGCAUGCCUGCUCUGGCAAACAUCAUCAAGAUCUUACGGCAUGACAUUGGUGCCACCGUCCAUGAACUUUCCCGAGAUAAGAAGAAAGACACAGUGCCCUGGUUCCCAAGAACCAUUCAAGAUCUCGACAGAUUUGCCAAUCAGAUUCUGAGCUACGGAGCAGAACUGGAUGCAGACCACCCCGGUUUUAAAGAUCCUGAGUACCGAGCAAGACGGAAGCAGUUUGCAGACAUUGCCUACAACUACCGCCAUGGGCAGCCCAUCCCUCGAGUAGAAUACACAGAGGAAGAAAAGAAAACAUGGGGGACAGUGUUCAGGACCCUGAAGUCUUUGUAUAAAACUCACGCUUGCUACGAGCACAAUCACAUUUUUCCACUUCUGGAAAAGUACUGUGGCUUCCAUGAAGAAAACAUUCCCCAGCUGGAAGAGGUUUCUCAAUUCCUGCAGUCUUGCACUGGUUUCCGCCUCCGACCUGUGGCUGGCCUGCUUUCCUCUCGGGAUUUCUUGGGUGGCCUGGCCUUCCGAGUCUUCCAUUGCACACAGUACAUCAGACAUGGGUCCAAGCCCAUGUACACACCUGAACCUGAUAUCUGUCAUGAGCUGUUGGGACACGUCCCCUUGUUUUCAGAUCGCAGCUUUGCCCAGUUUUCCCAGGAAAUUGGCCUUGCCUCUCUGGGUGCACCUGAUGAGUACAUUGAGAAACUCGCCACAAUCUACUGGUUUACUGUGGAGUUUGGGCUCUGCAAACAAGGAGACUCCAUAAAGGCAUAUGGUGCUGGGCUUCUGUCAUCCUUUGGUGAAUUACAGUACUGCUUAUCGGACAAGCCAAAACUCCUCCCCCUGGAGCUGGAGAAGACAGCCGUCCAGGAGUACAACGUCACGGAGUUCCAGCCCCUGUAUUAUGUGGCUGAGAGCUUUAAUGAUGCCAAGGAGAAAGUGAGGAACUUUGCUGCCACGAUCCCUCGGCCCUUCUCAGUUCGUUAUGACCCAUAUACCCAAAGGAUUGAAGUCUUGGACAAUACCCAGCAGCUUAAGAUUUUGGCUGACUCCAUCAACAGUGAAGUUGGAAUCCUUUGCAGUGCCCUCCAGAAAUUAAAGUGAAGCCAUGGACAAAGCGUGGUCUGUCAGCUGAGAACCUGUUGAUGGAAAUCCAACUGCUUCUUUCAUCUGAAAAUCUCUGAAAAGCGAAACUUAAUUUGAAAUGACAGCCUUAAAUCUUUUUUGGAAUAAGAUGGAGGAUCAACAAAGAGAUAAAAAUAAUCCGAAAUUACAGUACAUUAAUACAUACCCCAAAGCAUAAUGGUAACUCUUUUGGGGUCAUCUUUGAUUUAGAGAUGAUAAUCCCAUGCUCUCAAUUGAGUUCAAUCAAUAGUCAGUCACAUUUCAUCAAGGUUAAUUAAAAUUUGAGACCUGCUUCAUUCAUUCUUCAUAUAUACUUUUGUUAUUUGCCACAGAGAACUCCUAAUGGGGUAUAUACGGCUAAAUGAAAAGUGCAAGACUGUCAUUAGAAUUGAAUUAUUGGGUUUAAUAUAAAUCUUAACUUACAAAGUUUAUUUCCUAUUUGAGUUAACUAUGAUUCAAAUUACUGCUUUGUUAUUGUACCUGUGUAGAUUUCAUUCAAUUCAGGAACCCAUUAAAAUAGUUACAAACAUUAAAGUUUGAUAGCAUUAUAUAAAAAUAUUUUUGUUUUAUUGUAAUCAUAAAUGCUGCCGUGUAAUGUAAUAGAACUUCCCACUUGUUCUCCA